AUGUCAUUCGUAGUUAAAAGUCGCAACGCGCAAGGCACGGCGUUCGAGAGACGCUUAGCUUCAGCUGCUGCUUUUCAUGACAAGGUGACCUUUUCCCCUGCCCCUUGUCCCCUGUCCCCUCUCCCAUGUCCCCUGCCCCCUCUCCAUGUCCCCUGUCCCCUUAUCCCGCUAUCCCCUUUCCCCCUGUCCCCUUAUCCCGCUAUCCCUUUCCCCCUGUCCCCUUAUCCCGCUAUCCCCUUUCCCCCUGUCCCCUUAUCCCGCUAUCCCCUUUCCCCCUGUCCCCUUAUCCCGCUAUCCCCUUUCCCCCUGUCCCCUUAUCCUCCUGCCCUCCUGCCCUUCUGCCCCCCUUCAUCACAAGCGGAGAAGGUGCGAGCAGCAGGGGGAGCAGAGGCAACAGCGUGUCUGCUGGGGGUGCCUCUGGGGGGCCACAACUCCAGCUUCCAGCAGGGCCCUGCCUUCAAAUCCUUACCGCCCUCCAUUCAUGUUCCCUUACUCCGUCUAUCCACUUCUUCUUUCUCUAACAUCACAGGCGGAGAAGCUUCCAGCAGGGCCCUGCCUUCAAAUCCUAACCGCCCUCCAUUCAUGUUCCCUUACUCCGUCUAUCCACUUCUUCUUUCUCUAACAUCACAGGCAGAAAAGCCCAACCUGUCCCCUGUCCGCCUGCCUUUCUGCCCUCCUGCCCCCCUGCCUGUUGCAUCACAGGCAGAGAAGGUGCGAGCGGCGGGGGGGGCAGAAGCCACAGCGUGUCUCCUGGGCGUCCCGCUGGGGCACAACUCCAGCUUCCUGCAGGGCCCUGCCUUCGCCCCUCCCCGUAUCAGGGAGGCGAUUUGGUGUGGCUCCACCAACUCGUCCACAGAGGAAGGCAAGGACCUGAACGACAUUCGCGUGCUCACAGACGUGGGGGAUGUGCCCGUGCAGGAGAUGCGGGAUUGUGGGCUGGAUGACAGUCGACUCAUGCGCACUGUGUCUGACUCCGUGCGCCUCGUGCUUGCUGAGUCCCCUCUCGCUCCAUUGGUGCUAGGAGGCGACCACUCCAUCUCCUUCCCGGUGGUGCGGGCCGUAUCAGAGCAUCUGGGCGGCCAGGUGGACAUUCUCCACUUCGACGCGCACCCAGACAUCUACCACGCGUUCGAGGGCAACCACUAUUCCCACGCCUCGCCCUUUGCUCGCAUCAUGGAGUCUGGAGCGUGCCGGCGGCUGCUGCAGGUGGGCAUUCGGUCGAUCAACGAGGAGGGGCGGGCGCAGGGCAGGCGAUUUGGCGUGGAGCAGUACGAGAUGAGGCACUUCCAUCGCAAUCGAGAGAUGCUUGAGAACCUGGAGCUGGGAAAAGGAGUGAAGGGGGUGUACGUCUCUAUCGACAUAGACUGCCUCGACCCCGCAUUUGCGCCGGGUGUCUCCCACAUUGAACCGGGCGGCCUCUCCUUCCGCGACGUCAUGAACAUUCUGCAGAACCUCAAAGGCAAUGUGGUGGCGGGUGAUGUGGUGGAGCUGAACCCACAGCGCGACACAGUGGAUGGCAUGACAGCCAUGGUUGCUGCCAAGUUUGUUCGCGAGCUCGCAGCUCGUAUCUCCAAGUAG
Closterium sp. Yama58-4 is the source of this 1578-nucleotide messenger RNA. The record is from the annotation of a GenBank genome assembly. NCBI's taxonomy places the organism in Eukaryota, Viridiplantae, Streptophyta, Zygnematophyceae, Desmidiales, Closteriaceae.